Messenger RNA from Varroa destructor (honeybee mite), 1824 nucleotides. RefSeq lists its product as uncharacterized. The record is from RefSeq and is a predicted model, not a curated record. Lineage: Eukaryota; Metazoa; Arthropoda; Arachnida; Mesostigmata; Varroidae.
AUAUGAUGCCUUUCUCAAAUCAAACGGCAUUUGAGCUAGAACUUCAACGUCUUCGCAAAGAGGCAGAAAACAACACGUUUCCAUUGGGAAACCUCUGGAUCGCGGAUACUACUGAGCUGCCAAUUACGUACACUGGUGUAGGUCCUGUAAUAGUGAGCAAUAACACUACUAACAGCGAACCGAAAAAAUCAGUAGAAAAGAACGACAAUACAGCGGACGAAGCUUAUUCUGACAAAUCAGGCCAACCCCUUGCUGCUCAUCGUGGCCGUCCGAGCAUCUUUGUCGGGCAGACUAGUAUUGACAGCGGUACAACGAAUGCAGCUCAAGUCCCAUCACCUCCAAUUGAUAGCCCACCUGCAACAGAGUCUGAUACAAGUCCGUCCCAGAUAUGGCCACACUGGUCUACAAUUUUAUCGAGUAAACAUCUGAAGGCAAUUAAUCAAAGUGCGAAUAUUUCCUCCUUUGGCAAACCACAGACGGGCAGUUACUAUAGCGACGCGUUUUUGUCUUUUCCACCUUCAAAACAUUACGACCUACAUUUUCAUUCCCCAACUAAGGUGUCCCACAAGAUUGUUACCGUGCCAUUUCCUGUCGUGCGUGUGCAGCCGGUUUAUUAUCCGGUCUACAAACAAGUAUCCGUUCCGAGUCCCUAUCCGACUGUGCAUGAAGGUCAUAUGCCCGUGCCUCAUUACAUUCCCGUACCGAAACCCAUUCCCCAGCCCAUUUAUAUACCGAUGCCAAAGCCCGUUCCACAGCCGGUGGCCGUGCCGCAACCGGUAGCGGUCCCCAAACCCAUGCCUUAUCCAGUCCCAAAGCCCUACCCAGUUCCAGUAUCGCUCCCAUCAAAGGACAAGGGCGUCAUUCAACUGGGGAUUCGCAUAGAGCGGCCUCAAGCGGCCGUUCCGCUGCGGCAGCGUGUGUUCCAGUUCCUUACUCCGGUCGUAGGCGACGCCAUCUCACUCGCGCCACCUAUCCCGCAGGCGGUUCCGAUACCGGUGCCAGUUGUUUCGCCGCCGAUAAUGUCCGGCUUUUCAUCUUACAGCCAGUUCGAUGAUCCGAUGAGUGGCAAGAUGGAUUAUCCAACGAUGGUGAUGAUGGGAGACGCCGGCAGCUUCGGCGAGAUGGCUUUCAAGCGCGUCGGCUACGGAGGCGUCGGCGGCGGCGAACUUUUCGGCACGUCGUUCGUGCCACAGAUGCCUGGUGAUGCGAUAGCCGUCCCGGAUAUGCAUGACGUUUCGGGCGCUGGUGGUACCGUUGAGGUGAAUAGGCGAAGUGAAAUAGAGACAGAACAACGAAAAAAUGCCCGCGAGGCUGACCGACGCCCACGACCGUUUCAAGGGAACCAGAUGAACUCAGCUAGUGAACAACAGACCGAGGUAAAAGCGGAACAACCUCCACCGCAAAAAUCAUCCUUAAUGCGUUUCAUACUCAAUGUAGAUAGUUAAGCAAUACGCUAUAAUUAUUAUUAACUGAUCCAUAACAAUCUCUAUAGAAAGAGUGAAAAUUCUCUAGAAAUGUCUUACUAACAAUUCCUGGACUGAUGUUUGCUAAGCUAAACAAUCGACUUGGUUUGACACCCCGCUAGAAAAUGCCAUGGCAUUGUAUAUACUAUAACAAGCAAUGCGUACUUAAACUCAUCGUGUACCUUAAUAAAUAGAUGGAAUAUUUCUAAUCUGUUUUGUGGUUGUUACAAUAUGUAGCGGUCAGAGAGACGGAUCAUGACAAAACAAUCAGAUUAAUGAAGAUAGAUAGCUAAAGUAUCUGAAGCUAGAUAGCAAUCCGCGUUUCAUCUAUUGAAUUAUUUGUUGUUUGAGAUAUAACCUA